AUGGCUCCCAAAAAGACUAGAGCUCCUCAAGAGCAAGCUGCUGUUAACCUCGGCCCUAACGUCGCUGAGGGUGAGAACGUCUUCGGUGUUGCUCACAUCUUCGCUUCAUUCAACGACACUUUCGUCCACGUUACCGAUCUCUCUGGAAAAGAAACUAUUUCUCGAGUUACCGGUGGUAUGAAAGUCAAGGCUGAUCGAGAUGAAUCAUCUCCUUACGCUGCGAUGUUGGCUGCUCAAGAUGUUGCUGCCAAAUGCAAGGAAGUUGGAAUCACCGCUUUACACGUUAAGCUCAGAGCCACCGGUGGUACAGGUACCAAACAACCUGGUCCAGGUGGUCAAGCCGCACUCCGAGCCCUCGCUCGUGCCGGUAUGAAAAUCGGUAGAAUCGAAGAUGUCACUCCUAUCCCCUCAGACUCUACCAGAAGAAAGGGUGGUAGAAGAGGUAGACGACUUUAG
Messenger RNA from Kwoniella shivajii, 456 nucleotides. Its product is annotated as 40S ribosomal protein S14. NCBI's taxonomy places the organism in Eukaryota, Fungi, Basidiomycota, Tremellomycetes, Tremellales, Cryptococcaceae. Gene Ontology annotation, biological process: ribosomal small subunit assembly; translation. Gene Ontology annotation, cellular component: cytosolic small ribosomal subunit; ribosome. The transcript has 4 exons. Gene Ontology annotation, molecular function: structural constituent of ribosome. Bases 1 to 456 code for a protein of 151 amino acids. The record is from RefSeq and is a predicted model, not a curated record.